GCCUUGUCGACUGUACCAGCUGGUCUCCACAUCAGUUGACAGUUCGCUAAAAUUGACUAUCGCUGAAACAAAGUUGUUUACAAACAAUUUAAGGCUUAAUUUUAAUAAAAUGACGGAUUACUGGAAGUCGAACGAUCGCAAGUACUGCGAUUUCUGCAAAUGCUGGAUUAGCGACAAUAAAGCGAGCAUUGCCUUCCACGAGAGUGGGAAGCGCCACAAAAUGAACGUCGCCAAGCGCAUUACGGAUAUCAGCCGCAAUAGCGAAAAGGCUGAGCGUGAGCGCAAGAAAAUGGAUGCCGAGAUUCGGAAAAUGGAAGAAGCGGCUAUGCGCUCAUACGCACAAGAUAUACACAUAGGUGGAGACUUUACGGCGCGCACUAUCAACGCUGUACUUGAUGCUACCACAACAACCGGCACGGUGACUGCGUCAACAUCAACAGCUGCCGGACGAGGAAAGCAAGUGGAUCCAGUGCGUCUACCAGGAAACUCAGAUGAUGAGAACGAAGACGGCAAACGUGUUAGGGUGCAAAAAGUCGCACCGGAAAGUGUACCAAAUGCUUCACUUUGGGUAGAGGGCGUUUCUGAAGAAGGUUACACAUAUUAUUGGAAUGUGAAAACUAACGAAUCUGUAUGGGAGCCACCCAAGGAAGGCUAUCUAUCGUAUGCCGAAUAUCAAAGGAUAAACGAAUUGGCGGUAAAAAAGCACGAAAUGGAACAAGCCACUGAGGCGAAGAAGUUUCGUGAGAACGUAAACGAAGAUGUCGCGCGUUAUAACCGUGAACGAUUGAAAAUGUUUCGUAAACCCGAAACGCCACAGGAGAUACAACGAAGGCGCGAAGAAAAACAGGCAUACAAAACACAAGAGGAGGCAACCGCUCAAACAAUAGGAGAGUGGCAGGUGGUGGAGCAAGUACCUACUCCUGCACCAAUAGACUUGGAACUACCCAAGGUUGAUAACUACUAUGUACCUCCAGUGGUGUCGGAAGUACCCGCUGAGCCGCCGGCAAAACGCUUCAAAGAGAAAACUAUCAAUUCAUUGGACCCAACAAUUGCAAUUAAUUUACCCACCUCAUUCAAGAAGCGAAAGUUUGCCGCAAAAGCUAAUCAGCGUCAACGACUGGACGUCGAUUAACCACCGUAAUCCGAUUUCGCUUUAGUCAAUAACUUAGUUAAGUUGAUUAGUUUAAAUGAACUAUGAAAUAAUGUCAAUAAUAAUUCUUGUAUGGGUGUUUACGACACGCCGCGCAUGUAUUUUGACGUCAAAAAUUAGACAUUAUUGCGCAUAAAUAAUUAGAAUCACAUAUGCAGUGUGCAAGGCACA
Molecule: messenger RNA, 1321 nt
Organism: Anastrepha ludens (Mexican fruit fly)
Lineage: Eukaryota; Metazoa; Arthropoda; Insecta; Diptera; Tephritidae
Product: WW domain-binding protein 4
Exons: 4
Coding region: 110-1132 (340 amino acids)
Biological process (GO): mRNA splicing, via spliceosome
Cellular component (GO): nucleus; precatalytic spliceosome
Molecular function (GO): RNA binding; zinc ion binding; protein binding
Source: RefSeq, a predicted model, not a curated record